GCGAAUUCUCUGUCAACCCUGUCAGCCAUAUUUAACGUUUUCCACUGGAGACGUAGAAAGCUCUGACUUAUUUGCCGAUUAAAUGUGGUGUUCAGUGCUCUAAAAGACAAAAAUAAUUGAUAAUUCUACUUGCACGUUAUCCAUCCACGACUCAAGAUGUUUAGGACCAAGCAGGAAGUCGACAAGCAUGUAACAAACAGCCUCAAAAGGGUUAGCAACGACACCGAGAGAAAUCUUCGAUGUUUUUCCUUUGCCAAACUGUAUUUUAAUGUCGGCGACUACGAGCAUACUGUGCGUUACGUUACAUCCUACUUGAGUGUGAAACCCAAAUCGUCAGAAGGGCACGCCCUGCUGGGGAAAGCUUUGGAAAAGCUUGGGAAAUCUCAGGGUGCCUUGGAGGCAUACCAAACCAGUUUGCUACUAAACCCCAAACAGGACAAUUUGGUGAUUAAAGUGUGUGAGUUGCUGGUACAGGACGAUGCAAGUCUGAAUAGUGCCAGCGCCAAGCAUUUCUGCCAGUUGGCUCAGUGCAGGGAUCUCCACAAUCCAGUAGUGUCCAGCCUGCAGGAGAAGCUGCUAUCACUUGAAAAUAAAUAUUCCAAUGUUGUUACCACCUUUUUGCUUAAAGAGUUAGAAGACAGGCCAACAGACAUCACUCGCCGAGUAAAAUUGCUAAAACACUACUUGGGAAACAAUAAUGUGAAGGAAGCCUAUAAGCAUGCCACUGAUGCCGAGGAAAGGAAAUUGGGCAUAUUUGAGAACAGCAUUUCGUGGUAUGAAACGUUCGCGGAAGUGAUGGUCAAGUAUCAACAAGAAGUUCGGGACUCCGAACAACUCACUUGGGAAUUUUGGUUUAUACAUGCAUCAGUGCUGGAGAAGCUUGCGGGCCUGUCUCUUAGCGAUCUAACCGAGAAUGUUAAAACCACCGCUGAUUAUGUUACAGCAGUUUUCAAUUUCGAUCAAUCCUUGUUGAAAGCCAGCCAAAAUAUCGACUUGUGCCCGGAUCAGAGCUUGAAACGGGAAUUUCUCAACCAUCAUGAAGCGCAGCUCAAUCUCCAUUUGAGCGUUUUGGCUCUAAAGCAAGCCAAACAGGAUCUGUUGGUCCACAAAGAAAUUCAAGAUGUAAUCCUUCCACUGCUCUUCACUGCAUACAACACUCCAGUUCCGGAUACUCAGGGCGUGUGGUUCAACAACUUGCAAGAAAAACGGCGGCUGAUGGUUGCAGGAUGGCAUAAAGAGGCCUCAUUUAGAUGCUCACAAGCAGGGAAUAUUCUAGUGGGAUUAGCUAAGGACCGGAGGAAUAUUCUGAUCGAAAGAGCCAAGCAAUAUUCAACAGGUUUAUGGCGCACGCAAUUUUUUAAGAGGAUGUUUGUGAAGCGUGAGCAUUUGCUGAAAUUGGAAACCAGCUUUUUCGUAUCUUCCACCGUAGAACCAGUGAUACGGCUGCCAGAUUAUCAAGACCUUGUGUCCUAUAAUGAGGUUGCCCAGUUAAUGAAUCCAAGUUCGCUCCAUCACCACAUCUGGCUGGCGCUCAACUACAAAAGUCUGUCCGACUUUUCCCUAAAAUCAUUCGAUAGGUUGCAAUACACUGUGAAAAACUUGAACAAUUGUGCAGCAGAAACGUUAAACGUUUUGGAUAUCCAGAGUUUUAUAUAUUGCGCUGCUCUUUGUGUACAAUCUAAACUCAAAAACGCUGAUAGCAGCUUAACAUACCACCAUCGAGACAGGCCGGCCGUUCUACCAGUAGCCAUCACUGGACAUUUGGGUUCACUAAGGCAGUCCAAAUUUAUUUUAGCGGCUUACAAAGUGUAUAAGCAGGAAUAUAGUUCGGAUAUGGGAGACAUACGACUAACUCUGGUUAAAGGCAUAGAAGUGAUUCGGUGCGUUGGAAGCCACGGCCUGGACGUAAAACUUCUGAUCGAUUUGGCCUCUAUUUUCGCUGAAAGAUUAAGCAGUUUAACUAAGCAAUCGGAAAUUGAUGCAAAUGCUACCAGGGCUGAGCUCUAUUGGAAAACCGCCUUGUUCUUGCUAGUAUCGUUGAAAAAUGAAUAUUGCGUCGUGUAUCCGAAGGACAGACUUUUUGAGCUAAAAAGCAACAAGGACUUAACCCAAGAUGAAAUUGCUGCUUACAUCGAGAAAGCUAAACUCUUUAUUGGAUUACAGCACAUGAAGAAGAAAGAAUAUGAAGAAGCCCUGCACGUGUUUGAUGGACUGAAAGAUCCAUAUGCCUCGUUCUAUCAGGCCCAAGUGUACAAGCACAUGGCUGAUUCUAAAACGAAUCACAGCAAAGAAAAUGUUACGUCGGAAAUGAGGAGUCAAAACAUUAUCUUCUUGUCCAAGGCCCGUGAUAGUUUGUAUUUGACUUUGGACCGCUUGAGGGACCCGUCUCAAGAUAGGAACCACCCUUUGAACAUCGAGUUGAACACGGAAUUGGAAAAAAUCGAUACACUUUUAUCUAGAAUAGAUCCGGAUUGCGCAAACCGGAAUGAAUGUGAUGGCAUGUCUGAAGAGAAUGUUUCAGACGAUUCUGUCUACGAGCAAUAUGUCAGUACAUACACUCAUCAUCAGUCUAGUUUUCGCAAUAUACGGGAUGUGACUAGCAAAAAUGAUACCACGCAAAUGCACUCAACGCCCUUAAAGUUGAGCAUUCCUAGGCAGGAAGCCAGGCCGAGUCCGGAAAGAUUGGACGCUCAGAUUCGUCAACUGAUAGCUUCAAAGGAUAUUUCCAUGAAUGCUAUUAUCGAGCAGAACCGAAACAUGACCGAAUUGCAAAAAACCUUAACAAACGAAAUUCGGGGAUUUAAAGAAGCGGUGAACCGCCUUGCAGCAACCACAAGCGAUAAAGUAACAUACGACAGUAGUAUUCGUGAAGUGAAGAAGUUGGUUGACGACUUGACUCACUCAGUCGACGAUCGCCUUCAGAACUUAACCGACAUGGUCCAAGAAAUGAAACGAGAGUUUAGAGAUAUGAAAAAGGAUGAAAAUAAGCUGGAUGUCGACGAUUUGUGCUACCUAGAUUUCGAUGAUGGGUCGGCGCAGGCAAACAUCAAUCCUGCUGUUAACAACUGGUACCCAAAGCAGCCCCAGGCUGCUGCUCCUAAUCUGCCCCCCUAUGGAAACCCCGCGUUUUACCCAGGGGUUUAUCCUCUUAUGCCCUAUUCGUUUGGUGCUUUGGGACUGGGACAACCUGGAGGUUUACCGUUUAUGCCGCCACCACAUGCUGACCCGCAGCAAUUAACUCCGGUUAUGCCCGGUUUUCCUGGCGCUGCCUAUCCCAAUCUGAUGCCUCAGACGCAACCGCUCAUUUCAAGCAUGAGAGCUGGUCAGGCUGGCUUGAAUUCCAUACCGCCGCCCCAAGCCGUACAACAUGCAGAGGAUGUGCCUAAGCUCUCGAUUUUCGGCGGACCGCCCAAAGACUUGCCGACACCUUUCUCGGCUUCUAGCCAGGUUCUCCCCGCGUUCGGUGCCAGUAUGGGAGCGUCAGCGAGCCAGGCAAACAAGCCGGGCGGCUUUGGGCAGUCCGGUUUCUUAGGGCAAAGCCUUAAUAUAUUUGGUUCUGCUGCAGGUGCAGCUGGUGCUGCCGUGUCUUCUAGUAGUGGUGUUUCUUCGAGAGCACCGCCUGUGAACGUGGUGAUCACUUCUUCCGAUCCUUUGCCAACCUACACUAGCGUCUCGCAGCCAGUCUUAUCGGUAACCAUCCCAGCUCAGCAUAUUAAGAGCCCGUCGCAAAAACCCGCUAUCCGGUUUCCCAUAACCACUUCAGCGCCCCAUAAUUUCCAAAUAUUACAAACAAUGAGCAAUACUGUUACUGCAGCACCGUCGAUAUUAAAUGUGCCAUCAUUUGGGGCCAGCAACACUCUGCUGACCAUUGCGUCGCCGCUUGCCAAAGCCCAGACUGGUUCCCCGAAGGUUUCCCUUCAAACCGAGGCUGAUAAGAGCAAUUGCACUCCAGAUACCUCCAACGCCAACUUGAACUCGAGUGAAUUGAGCAAUGUUUCGUCGCCAAGUGUCGAAUAUGACCCACUGCCUAACUUCCAGCCGAUUGUGCCGCUUCCGGAUAAAGUGGCCAUAAUCACAGGCGAAGAGACGGAAACCGAACUGUUCAGCAGCAGAGCGAAGCUCUACAGGUUUGUCACCGAAAACAAUUCAAAUGAGUGGAAGGAAAGGGGCAUUGGCGAUCUGAAGAUCCUGUUUGACCCCAAGUUGCAGACGGUGAGGAUCUUAAUGAGGCGCGACCAAGUGCACAAAGUGUGCGCCAACCAUCACUUGUCCGCCGAUAUGGAGCUGAAGCCUUUUCCCAGCAGUGAUCGCGCGUUCAUCUGGUCGGCCAACGAUUACGCCAAUGAGGAGCUUGUGGUCGAAACACUGGCUGCUCGGUUUAAAACAGCCCAAGAUGCAAAGGACUUUGCUGACGCCUUCAGCUUAGCCAAAUCUAAGCUAUCAGCGAAAGGUGCUAGCGACGAAGCGCAGAAAAAACCAUCAACUGUCGCAGAUGCGCCUGCAGUAACAACCACCCCCAGCCAACCUCAGCAGGCGAAUUUCGGAGGUUUCAAGUUCAUCAGCCCGCCAGUUUUCAAGCCAACUGAUGCUGAAGUGAAAGCUGCCCCGAAAGUGGAGGAAGUUGCCAAGGAGCCCAACCAGCCGAGUCCGUUCGCAGGUUUCAAAUUUGGAACUUUGACUGCGACUAAGGGGCUUUUUGAAAACGCUCCCAGUCCGGUCAAAUUUGCUGCAGCAGUCCAAUCGCCGCAGGCAGCGGCUCAAAAAGAGGACGACGAAGUGGAGGAAUUCGUACCGACGGCAGAAUUUAAGCCCGUCAUCGAAACGCUGCCCGAUCUGGUUGAAGUGAAAACAGGCGAGGAAGACGCGGAAGUGCUGCUUGAGCAGCGUUGCAAGCUGUUCAGGAUGGACACUAGUGGCGAGGCAAAGGAGUGGAAGGAGCGCGGACUUGGAAAUAUUAGAAUCCUAAAGGAAGCUACAGUGCGGUUAGUGAUGCGAAGAGAUCAAGUCCACAAGGUGUGUCUGAAUCACCAAGUGCUUAAGAACAUGUCGUUCAAGCAGAACGCGGCUAAUCCCAAGGCGGUUUUGUGGUCCGCCCAGGACUUUUCCGAAGGUGUUCUAACUCCUGAAGUGUUCACCGCUCGGUUUAAGACUGCAGAGAUGGCCACUCUGUUUCUGAACACUGUGGAACAAGCCCAACAAACACUAGAUGAAAACAACCAGGUGGUCGGGCAACAGUCUGAGCCAGCAACUGUGGCAACCGUUGGCUUCGGCGACAAGUUUAAACCGGCCAAAGGCAGCUGGGAAUGCAAAAAUUGCUAUGUAGUCAAUGAAGAUGAGAGCAAGGCCAAGUGCGUUGCAUGCGAAACUCCCAAGCUCGGCCAAAAGGGCGACGCAGCCGUGCAAGUACAGAAGCAAGAGCCGAUCCAAAAGUUCUCGUUCAGUGUUCCUAACACGGAAGCGAAAUCUGAUUCAGUGUUAUCCGGAUUCGGCGAUAGCUUCAAGCCAAAAGUUGGCUCCUGGGAAUGUAAAGAGUGUUAUGUGCGGAAUGAGCCAAACAGCUUAUACUGUCUGAGUUGCGAUGCGCCCAAAGACGACUCGGUGCCCAAGAAGGAAGCCGCAGCGCCCAAAGGAAUAAACCUCGAUACGCCAGGAUUCAAGUUUACCUUCGGCAUGCCCGCUGCUACUACAACAGCUUCAGCUCCAAACGCGCCUACAACGACAACCGCUUUUGGCUUUGGUGAUGCUAGUUCGACCAAAACCACAUUUUCCUGGAAAUUGCCUGAAGCAUCUGCUACCGAGGCCACUCCGAAACUUGAGAAAUUCACUUUCGGUUCCCCGCAAAAGCACGAUUUUGAAUUCAAAGCCCGAAGCCCACGCAGAAUCAGCACUGGACCAGGGGACGAUUCAGAUGCGAGUUACGCAGAGGAGGAAGAAGCUAAUGUGAACUUCAAGCCAGUGAUUCCCCUCCCUGAUAUAGUUGAAGUGAAAACGGGCGAAGAAAACGAAGAAGUGCUCUAUACUCAAAGGGCAAAGCUUUACAGGUUCACCGAGGGUGAAUGGAAGGAAAGAGGCUUAGGAGACGUGAAGCUUCUUAAGUGCCUCAGCACUGGCAAAUUGAGAGUUCUGAUGCGUAGGGAAAAGGUGCUCAAGAUUUGCCUAAACCAUGCUGUGCCAAAAGACAUGGAAUACAUGCCCAAGGAUGACGACAGAACGUGGCAAUUCCAUGCCGCGGACUUUUCAGAAGGCGAAAUAAGUCACGAUCAGUUCUGUUUGAGGUUCAAAAAUGCCGAAGUGGCUCAAGAGUUUAAGAAAGCUAUUAAUGAUGCUCUAGAGAGCCUGAAUUCCAGUCAAUCUAUCACUGAAAGCACGUUGGUAGACAAGAAAGCCGACCAAGUUAAGGAAACAGAAUGCGAGGUGGAAUUCGUAUCGGAAACUCAAGUGACUGCCGAAGAGAUCCAAGAGGCUGCUCGUCUAGGACUGCCGCCUAAAUUUAUGGCAUACAGGCAGCGCGCCGAUUGCACGUGUGAACAAUGCAAGAAAGAUGACGAAUAUUUGAAGGUGCUCUUCGUCGAUAAACCGUCUCCCAAAAGUGUCGGAUCCGUAUUUACUAGCGCCAAUACUUCGUUGUUUUCAACUCCGUUGGGCAACAUGGGCACUCCUUCGUCAGCUGGAAGCGUGUUUGCUUCGCCCAGUUCUACCAGUUUUACUUUUGGGACACCUACAGGUAAUACUCCAUUAUCGAGCAAAUCGGAAAGCAUUAGAGACUUACUCCAGAAGCCGUCAAUCUUCAGCAGCCCCAGCUUGGGGGCUGUUACAUCAGAUGCGAAAAUAACGUCUCCCGCUCUUGUAAUGGCUGCCAAUACAGCAUCUUCAGGAAACAAACUGCCCGAAACCCCUGCAAUUGCACCAUUUUCCGUGCAAUCUUCCAUAAUUAAGACGCCCAGUUUCACUUUCGAUUCCCUAAAGCCGCAGGCCACAACAGGAGGCGGGUUUCCGAUACAAAAGGCGCCCAGUAUCUUUGGAGGCAGUGGUUUAACAGGCUUUGGUGGCUCUCCCACAGCAGCAAUUACGGCCAAUAUAUUCGCUCCUACCACUAAGGCUACUCCAAGUGCCAUCGACUCGAAUGCCCAGGCUCCAUUGGCCAAUAGUACUAACUUGUUCCCAACGAAGCCAACUUCCACCUUCUCGUCGACCCUGUUCCAAAAUUCCAGCCCCAAUAUUUUCGCAAAUCCCAUUGGUAAAAGCUCCAACACCAACAUAUUCGCUUCGCCAACUGCUCCUGCCGCUACCACCAAUAACAUAUUUGGAAAUGUGGCUGCUUCCCAAGUUUCGAGCGCAACGAGUUUAUUCGGGUCGCCGGCUCAAGGGAACAUAUUCUCACGCCCACCAUCGUCUGGUAAUAUAUUCGGACAAACAAUAUUCGGCAACAAGACCGAGCCCAAAGUUACAGAAGCCAAUAUGUCCUUUGGCUUGACUUCGACGACUCACUUCAAGGAAACUGAUGAACCCGUGCUGAAGUGCGAUGGUAACUUGUCGUUUGCGACUUUAGCCGAUAAAGUGGCGGGCCCUGAAACGGAAGUAUCAUUUGGAGGCUCGAAGAAAGAUGAUGCGAUAUCACCGUUUGCCUUCCUCGGUGCCGGGGCACCUGUAUUUUCCAGCUCCAUUCCUAAGCCCAAUCAGGACAACCAAUCUCGAACUGAAGACACCAGCAGAACACAGGAAGAAGAUAGUGAGGACGUAACGGGCGAUCACGACCCGCACUUUGAGCCUAUAAUUCCUCUGCCUGAUGAGAUUGUCGUUUGCACGGGCGAAGAAGAUGAAACAGUGUUGUUCAAUGAAAGGGCCAAGCUGUUCAGGUUCGAUGCAGACACUAAGGAAUGGAAAGAGCGCGGCAUCGGACCCUUCAAGCUGCUGUAUCAUCCGCAGAAUGAAACUUACAGGUUGCUUUUGAGGCGCGAGCAAGUUCACAAAGUGGUGCUAAAUCAGCGAAUCACCCCAGACUUUGAGCUGCAGCCAAUGGCCAGUUCAGAUCAGGCGUGGAUAUGGGCUGGGAUGAACUACGAUGAGGGGACAGCCAAGCUCGAAAAGCUGGCAAUUAAGUUUAAAAACUGCGAAUUAUCCCAAUCGUUCAAGAAAUGCGUUGACGGAAUCAUACCGAAGGUGGUAGAGAUUCAGGCCAAUAAGAGUGGAGUGAGUGAUAACAUCCCCAUUACUGUUCAGAAUUUAAGUAUCAGCAGCAAGUCCGACAGUUAUGAUCCAACUAAUGAAGCGGACGAAGAUGAUGAUGAUGAUGAUGAGGAGGACGAUGACGACGACAGAAGCGUUAUGUUCACGAAACGUUGCACUCUGAGUGAGCAAGUGAACGGCCAGUGGAAUCACGUGUGCAUCGGCGAUCUGCAGGUUUAUUACGACUCGGAAAUGUAUGGUGCACGAAUCAGUAUCAUCUGCGACGAUGGUGAGAUAGUCAGCAAUACCAUUAUUGGGGCAAACACUUCCAUGCAGAUUAAGGAUAAGGAAUGUUGGUGGACGGCAGUCGAAUGGGCCACGGUGGAUCAUCUGCAGUGGAGAACGUUAAAAGUUACGUUUAGCAGCACAAUGGCCGCCGAAGAAUUCCAUUCAAAUUACAUGGAGGGUCUGAAUUAUGCCCAAGAGGCGAACAUUAUCGACGCACUACCGAAUGAUGUUGAAGGCAAUUGAGCAACAGACUAAACUUGCUAUUUUCCAAAAUUGUUUGUAGAACUUCCUUUCAUUAGACUAAUAUUUUUUAAAAGAAGCUAAGAGUAAAUGGGUAAAUUAGUAGUUUGAUGUGCAGGGCUCUUUCUUUAUGGCAAACCCCAAAGAGUUAAAGAAUGAAGCUUGUGUUCGAGGCUCGUUUUCCAGUAGAUUAUUUUCAUACACAUGCUCAAUGACAAAGCGCGCAAGGAAAGAAGCCUGUAUUGAUGUGAUGUUUUGAUAAGCCUGUAGGUUACCUGUUAUUUUAUAAAUCAGUUCAAUGUAAAAGUAUAUAUUCAGUCCAAAUGA
Dendroctonus ponderosae (mountain pine beetle) is the source of this 9021-nucleotide messenger RNA. RefSeq names its product E3 SUMO-protein ligase RanBP2. The transcript has 31 exons. Lineage: Eukaryota; Metazoa; Arthropoda; Insecta; Coleoptera; Curculionidae. Gene Ontology annotation, biological process: nucleocytoplasmic transport. Gene Ontology annotation, molecular function: GTPase activator activity; protein binding. The coding region runs from base 157 to 8697 and encodes 2846 amino acids. The record is from RefSeq and is a predicted model, not a curated record. Gene Ontology annotation, cellular component: cytoplasm; nuclear pore.